GCGACGUUGAAGGAUGAUUUGAUCGGAACAUGGAAAAUUUUGGAAAGUUGGCUUAUGUAUAGCGGGUCAAAUGAAAUAGCGAAAUUGUGUGACAAAAGUAAGGGACUUUGGCCGAGGGGCAAUUGGCCCGGAUAUAUGGAAUUGUUGUGUCAACCUAUAUUAGAAAUAAAAUAUUUCAUGAAUGGUAUAAAAACGGAGAGGAAAGGGCAUGGUGAUCCAAAGGAUAUUGCACCAACUAUUGAAACUUUGAACGAAGCACAACGGUAUUCACGUUGUAUUGUUGGCGCUGUCGCCUUGUAUACAAUUUAUGGAGAUCACUGUAAAUUGAAGGACGUCAUAGAGAAGAUUGAAGAGGAAAUAUCACCUAAAGUGGACGAAAAAUUAGAGGGCUACUUGAGGAAGGACGGAGGGAACCUCCAGAACCAACUGAAUAAAUGUGAAGGAAUAGACAUCCCCACCCUAUUGGUAGGUAAAGCACUCCUUCAAGAUAAAAUCAAAGAAUGGGUUAGAGAAGAUAGGGCGAAGGGCAAAGACGAAGGAGGAGCCUGGAGGGCUGGGGGACAGUUGUUGUGGAGAAUGAAGCAACGUUGUACUAAUAAUAGGCCGAACGACAUCGGGAAGGUAGAACAGGUGAUGGGGGAAGCAAAGGAAAAUAAUAAAGGAAGUACAGCAACAUUCUUAGGAAUAAAGAGUGAUGAUAAAAGUACUGAAGGAGCUCUGAUGAGUGAAAUAAUGGAGGAUGACGACAAGUUCUCAUCAUCGAAAUUAGGUGAAAUGUUGAAUACAGCAGUGAAGGAGGCCAUGACGGGGGGGAAGAACAUAAAUGUAGACAGCCUAGUUCAGAGUAUAAAGAAGGGAGCAGAAAAAACAGUAGCUGAAGCAUGUACCCAAAAACGCAGCGGCAACGGUGUCAAGGAUGAUUUAUGUAGACGUGUAGAAUGUGUUGCACGACAUUGGGAGAAAAUAAAGGAACCAACGGGAACUGCGGAGAAGACUGAACCAUGUGAACGCUUAUCAUGUAUUGUUCAAUACUUAAAGACAAGAGAUACAGCAGCAGCGACAGGAGCAGUACCAGGAACAGGAGGAUCAACCACACCAACGAACAACUUCUGGGAGAAGGAAAAUGGCGAUGUAGCCAAAUUAUGGCAAGAAUUGUCACAAGCUAUGAUAGACAACGGCAAAAAUAAUCAAAGUGGAUGUGAUGGAAUGACUGAUGCAUCUCCUUCUGAGCAGACGGCAUGCAAAUUUUUGCAUGCCGGCUUCAAAGAACUGUACAAUCCGACGACGUCGUCGGCGUCGACGUCGUCGACGACAGGCGACGUCUUAAAGAACAACCCAUCGUUUAGACAAACGAUGGGUUGUUUUUUACUUCAUGCUUAUGCAAAACACAUGAAAGAUAAAGCUGUUUGUGACAUAGAGGAAGGAAUAAAACAAGCAUUUGAAUCGUGGCAGGACCUGAGUACUAAGGCAGCAGGCGCAUGCAAUGACAAAGAUAAAAAAUGUAUUCCAUGCAAAUGGGAAGAAGACAACUUUAAGGGUUGUGAAAUUGAAAAAAAAGGCGCAACCGGCGAAAAGGAAAAUGUUGAGAACAAAUUGAAGAACAUCAUCGAUAAGGACGGCAACGACCCCAAAAUGAAGGAAAUGGCGCAGAAGAUAAAUGAAGUGACCAAACUCUGUGACCAAGUCAAAUGUGUCACAGCUCGAUGGAUGAGCCAAAAUAAGGCCGGCGGCACCGGAACACGUACUUGGGAUGAGGUAUGGGGACAAGUCCAAGAACAAAUCUCCCCCCUUCGCACUGCCUUGGGCAGUGCCACAAAAACGAACAAAGGGAACGUCGAAUCCUACUGCCAGGGCCUUCCGCAAGGAGUCGAUAAGGAGGCUUGCCUCCUUAUAGCAGCAGGAUUAAAAAACCUCUACGACAUCCAAGAGAGCGAUGCCGUUGAGGCAUCGUUCAAAAGAACAAUGCGUUGUGUUCUAUUAAAUGCCAUUGCAGAUAAACUACAACACGACAACUUUCCAUGCAAGGAUGAGAAGAAAGUGAGUACAGGAAUAGAUUAUGCUUUUAAGACGAAAAAUAAAGAUAUAAAGGAUGCAAGCGACGGUUGCAAUGAUGAUAACUGUUUUCAGUGUGAGAGGUAUGAGGAUAAUUUUAAAAAUUGCAAGGUGAAUAACACUGUUGAAGUAAAGGACAAAGUAGAAGAAGUGCUUAAGAACGAAGGAAAGGAAGAAAUGACGAAAAUUAAUGACCAAGCUAUAAAAGACAUAU
Plasmodium knowlesi strain H is the source of this 2266-nucleotide messenger RNA. Its product is annotated as SICAvar, type I (fragment). The transcript has 5 exons. The annotation marks the transcript as partial. The record is from RefSeq and is a predicted model, not a curated record. Lineage: Eukaryota; Apicomplexa; Aconoidasida; Haemosporida; Plasmodiidae.